Messenger RNA from Panicum virgatum (switchgrass), 5349 nucleotides. Its product is annotated as protein RNA-directed DNA methylation 3-like. NCBI's taxonomy places the organism in Eukaryota, Viridiplantae, Streptophyta, Magnoliopsida, Poales, Poaceae. Gene Ontology annotation, cellular component: DSIF complex. The transcript has 21 exons. The coding region runs from base 91 to 4992 and encodes 1633 amino acids. Gene Ontology annotation, molecular function: mRNA binding. The record is from RefSeq and is a predicted model, not a curated record. Gene Ontology annotation, biological process: regulation of DNA-templated transcription elongation; transcription elongation by RNA polymerase II; regulation of transcription by RNA polymerase II.
CCUCGGAAAGGCCCCCCUCCACUUCCUCGGGUAGGUCGCGUCGUCUUCCAAGUUCCAUCCCCCGCUCCCCCACUCGCGGCUGCCUUCGCCAUGGCGGUGAAGGGGAAGGGCAAGCAGGUGGUCGCGGAAUCCCCUGGCUCUGGAGCCGGCGCAUCCGGGUCCGGCGGGAAGCGGCGGAAGGGCUCCGGCGACGCGGGGGCGGGGCCCUCGUCAUCCUCUGCGGCGAAGCGCCGCCGCCGCGCCGGAGUACUCCAGUUCGUGGACGACGCGGCCGGCGUCGACGACGACUACGAGGAGGAAGAGGUGCUUCAGUCCGAUGAAGAGGCCUCCGACCCCGAUGACGGUUUCUUUACUGGUGGGGAACAUGUACAAAAUAUCAGAACUGAAAGGUCACACCCUCUUCCUUCUCUUGUAAAGGAAGAGGAGCUUAGUGGUGAUGAACUUGAGGAAUUCAUCAUGAAUCGGUACAGUAAUGGUGUGAAAUAUGCUGCUGAUCGUAGCUAUUCUAGGGAAGAUGAUGACAUCUUCCCCAUGGAUGGUGCACUCAAAGAGCCUACUAUUUGGAGGGUUAAAUGCAUGGUUGGGCGUGAGCGCCAAAUGGCUUUCUGUUUCAUGCAAAAGUUUGUUGAUCUGCAAAAAAUUGGUACCAAAGUGCCAAUUAUCACAGCAUUUGCACUUGAUCAUGUAAGAGGGUUUGUUUUUGUUGAAGCGGAGAAGGCUUGUGAUGUUACAGAGGCAUGCAAAGGGUUUUGUAGUGUGUAUGCAAGCAGAAUUACUUCUGUUCCUGCAGCUGAAGUUCCUAGCUUGUUAUCCAGCCGUACAAAACCAUUUGAAAUCUCCCGUGGUACAUGGGUCCGCAUGAAGAAUGGAAACUAUAAAGGUGAUCUAGCACAGGUUGUUAGCGUGGAUAACGGACGGAAAAGAGUGCUGAUAAAAAUCAUACCCAGAGUCGACCUCCAUGCUAUUUCGAAAAAAUAUGGUGGUGCAAUUUCGUUAAAAGAUGCAGCAGUUCCUGCUCCACGGUUAAUCAGCUCUCAAGAACUAGAGUUCUUCAGGCCUCAUAUUGAAAUGAAGCGUGAUCGUCAGACUGGUGAAGUUUUUGAAGUACUUGAUGGUUUGAUGUUCAAAGAUGGUUUUCUAUAUAAAAGGGUUGCACUAAGUUCUUUGAUUUACUGGGGGAUACAACCAACAGAGACUGAACUUCUGAAGUUCUCUAGUCCGCUUAAUAGAGCUUCUGCUGAUGACUUGGAUUGGGUCUCCAGCAUCUAUGGUCCUAAGAAAAGGAACAUUCCCGCAGAACGAGAUAUUAAGUCACCUUCAUCUUCUAAAAUGAAAUCUUCCAAAACACCAAAAGCUUCAACUUCGACGGAAAAUUUUGAUGAUAAUGAUGAAUUCAACCUCCAUGAUCUUGUACUCUUUGGGCGAAAAGAUUUUGGUGUGAUUGUUGCUAUUGAGAAAGAGGGUUUUAGGAUAUUAAAGGGUGGUCCUGAAGGAUCUGCAGUGACAAUAAAAAAGAACGACAUUAAGAAAAGCUGUGUAGACAAAAUGUUUACAGCUGUUGAUCGUCAGAAGAAGAUAAUAUCUAUUAAUGACACUGUUAAUGUUCUGGAAGGCCCAUUUCAGGGUAAGCAAGGUGUUGUUAAACACUUGUACUUGGGCAUACUGUUUAUUUAUAAUGAAAGUGAAAGUGAGAACUGCGGUUUUUUCUGUGCUCAAUGCGGGUCAUGUGAAAAUGUGAAGAAACGGAAGGAUCUGGGAGGCUCUACUGCUGAAAACUUGGACAAUCCAAUUCCCAUGUUUGCUGAGCUUUCUUAUGAGCAAAAUGAGCAUCGGGCCCCUGAGAGGCCUUACAGAAGCACCAGAGAACAACUUUUCUCUAUCGGGCAGAUGCUACGCAUUAAAAAGGGUCCUUUGAAAGGCUAUCUCUGUCGAGUAGUUCGGAUAUUUCGGAAUGAUGUGACAGUUAAGCUAGAUUCUCUACUGAAGAUUGUUACAGUACAAGCUGAGUUUCUGUCAGUUCCAGCUAAUAGGGGGGAUAACUUGUCUGGUGCUCCAGCUGGCAAUUUUGGAAAUCAAGAUACAUCUUUCUUUGGUUCGGAAGCAGAGAAAACUUCAUGGGACAAUGGGUUGCCAUCUUUUGGCAGUGACUCAUGGCAACCUUUUUCAAGUUCCACCUUACCAGUCCAGAAUGCAGGUGGAGAAUCAGAAAAUGAUCCAUGGAGUAAGAAAAGUUCUGCUGAAGGUGAAUCUGACCCAUGGAGUAAGAAAACAGAUGGUGAUCCUGAUCCAUGGGGUAAUAAAGUGGCACCUGCUGAUGGUGAUUCUGAUCCAUGGGGUAAUAAAGUGGCAUCUUCUGCUGAUGGUGGUUCUGAUCCAUGGGGUAAUAAAGUGGCACCUUCUGCUGAUGGGGAUUCUGAUCCAUGGGGUAAGAAAUUGGUGGCUCCUGCUUAUGGUGAUUCUGAUGCAUGGGGUAAGAAAACAAUAUCUUCAGCUGUUGGAGUAUGGAACACUGGUGCUGCUCAGAAGGAAAGUUCCAGUGACAAUGUGUGGGGUAGUAAACCAGCUGGGGUUGGUGGAUCUGAUGCUGCUGGUAGCUCUUGGGAUGGAAUUGCAGUCAAUAAGGAGAGUGAAAAGAGUGACAACUGGGGAGAGGCUUGCAGGGUGGUGGACAUGGGUUCUGGAGCUGAUGCAGACCCUUGGGGAAGCAAGGUUAAAGCAAUAGAUACAGAAGGAACCAAUAGCUGGGAAAAGGCUACAAUGCCUCCAGACGGUAAGUUGGAGGGUGUCAUUCAAGGAUGGGGCCGACCUUUGGGCAAGUCAAAUGAAGACCAGGGAAAAGAUAAUAUUCCCAAAGAUGUGACCCACAAUGGGGCAUGGGAUACUCCUUUGCCUGUCACUGAAGAUGGUACCUGGGGCAAGUCAAAAGACAAUAAUGGUGAUGGAGCAGGUGGCUGGAAUGAGGCUAGAUCCUCUGACAAAAAUGGUGGCGCGGGAGGUUGGGAUACUUCUGCUAACUGGAAUAAAUCAUCUGCAGUUGGUGAAGCACAGGAGGAUGGUUGGGGCAAAGGAAAAGGAGCUUCAGACCAAGCUGGUUGUGGUGGUUGGGAUAAACCAAAAUCCUUUGGCAAUGAUGGUUCAUCAAGGUGGAACAAGGGAGAGGAAACUAGGGCAGAUGAUCAGAAUAACAGCUGGAGCAAGCCUGGAAACUUCGGGGGUGGACGUGGAUUUGGGCGGGGACGGGGUAGAGGUAGGGGUCAGGAAUCUGGAGGCUUUGAUGGCAGAAAUGAUCAAGGAAGUUGGAAGAGCUCAUGGGGUGGUGAGAAUGCUGGAAGGACCUCUUGGAGGUCUGAUAGUAAUGUAGACAAUGAAGUUGGAGAUUCUGGUGGAUACAGGGGAAGGGGAAGAGGAGGGAGGGGACAAUAUGGAGGGCGAGGGAGGGGAAGAGACAAUGGUUGGAGAAAUGGUGAUAGAAGCGAUUCUGGGUUUGGAAGGGAAAAUGACACUGCAGAUGGACAAAAUUGGGGAAAUAGAGGCUCUUCCUACUGGGAAAAAGAUUCAUCUAAUAAAGGUUCUUGGGGUGGUGGAGAUAAUUGGAAUGCCGCGAAUCCACCAAGUAACCAGCCCUGGAGUAGCAGUGGAGGAACAAAGUCAUUUGGUGAAAAUAAACCUUCUACUUGGAAUAGUUCGAAGGAUAGCAAACCAUCUGUAGGUGAACAAGAUGAUCCUUGGGCAAGCAAGGUGGCUUCUAUUCAAGGCAAUGAACACCAGAAUGAUAAUUGGGCAAGCAAGAUGACUUCUUCUGGUGCUGAGGAUAACAGUGGUGGCUGGAAUACCAGGGCAAAAGACUCCUGCACCGAUGGGGGUGAAGAAGGACAAAAUGAUCCUUGGGCAAACAAGACUGUUACAAAUAAAGAUAAAGAACAAGAAACUGAUCCUUGGACAAGCAAGGUGCCUUCUGGUGUGGGUUCUGAUGACAACAAUUCUAGCUGGAACGAUGUUGCAAAGGACACUCCAUCUGAGUUAAAGGCUGACGGUCCCUGGAGUAGUAAGGGGGGUAAUGAUAACAUCAAGAAAACUGAUAGCUGGGGUGCUGGCUCCUCAGGUGGGAAUCAGGAGUCUUCUUGGAGCAAACCAAAUUUCUCUUUAGGAGACCAGGCGUGGAGCAAGCCAAGGUCUGGUGAUGAUAAUGGUGGAAACAGUAGGGGUGGAUUUGGAUGUGGAUAUCGAGGCAGAGGGAGAGGAAGGGAUUUUGGGGAUGGUGGUUCCUCGUGGAAUGGAGGAGGCAACAGGAACGAUGAAUCGGGUGGCGAAAGGUCUGAAGAGCCAUGGAACAGGAGGGGUUUUGAAGGUGGCAGAGGUAGAGGCCGUGGUCGCUUUGGGCAAGGCGACCGAAGCCAAGGUAGCAGCAACUUUGGGUCUGGAGAUGGUGGCAGUUGGGGGUCUGGCAGGGGAAAUGGUGGCCGUGGCGGUUACAGAAACUGGAACAGCAACAAUGAGCAAAGGCCCUUCGGUCAAGGCAGUGGCUGGUCGGCUGACUGGAAUGGCAGCAAAGGGAGCGGCGAAGGAGGUCAAGCAUUUGCAAAAAGCAAGCCCAGCUGGGAAGCGCAAAAUACGUCUGGUGGAGAUGAUCAGGCAGGAAAGAGUGAUGCAAACAACUCCUGGAGUCAGAACAGAUCAUCUCCCUCUAUCCUGGGUCAGCCAAGCAGUGAUGCUAACAAGUCUAGCACAUGGGGUGCUUCUAGUGGCGGAGGUUCCUGGGGAAAGAGCAAUGACAAUAGCUGGAAUUCCUCAGGAGUAACCGCAGAGAAGUCUUCAUGGGGAGGUGGGCCAGAGGCUCCUCCCAAGAAAGAUGAUGAUGGCCCGUGGGGGAAAGCCAACGAGGGGAGCGGCAGCCAAGGAGGAGGUGGUGGCAGUUCCUGGGACAAAGCGGCGGAUGAUGGUGCGUGGAACGGCAGCAAGGGCGGCGGUUCCACCGGCAGUGGCGGAUGGUAAGCGAGCCAUGCAAUAAGCUGCGCCCCGUACUGGCGUGACAAUGUAAAUAGUGCUACCGUGCGGCCUGAACUUGUGAACCAGAUGCGUUUCUAGCCUUAGCGUCUGCUGGCACCCUUGCCACUUGCUCGAACUCGAAACCAUGGCCUAGAACCUGUUCGCCUUUCCAGUACUGGCAGUGGCGCGUGGCAGUAAUCGAGGUACCAUUGCUCCAUCGUGUUUGUGGCCUCUGCCCAUAUAACGUUUAUAAGCUUGUUGCUGUGGUGCUCAAAGCUGCCCGGUGAAAAUCUUUAGGAUGGCGUAGCUGUUUAUGUUUCGUGGAUGAUGUUUUAUGCUGUGGGUUCUAUCUGUUCCGACCUA